GCUGCUGAGGAAAGAGGAGGCGAUAGACAGAACAGAGAGAAAGAGAGAGAGAGAGAAAGAAAGACCAUCCGGCAGAAUAUUUAUUUCCCCAGAAAACAGAGGCGACCGGUCGUCCUCUCCUCCUCGGACAUGUGGUGCACUCAGCAGCAGCAGUAGCAGCAGCAGUGGCGGCUGUGGCGGUGCUGGCGGCGACGGAGCGGCGUAGCUUACUACGUCUUUGGAGCUUCUUUUGUCUUUAAUUUAUUUUUCUUUUAUGCUUCGGUAAUGAGCUUGCUGGGGGCCUACAAGAAAAAGACCAGUUACGAUGGCUAUGAAUCUUUGCAGUUGGUCGAUAGCGGCGGAGAUAGCUUCAGUGUCGGCAGAGGGAGUAGCAGCAGCAGCGGCAGCGCCACACUCGCAGGCUCCAUAGCGGCCACCCUUGGAUCGAAGGCAGGCCCGCUGAGAGAGGAGGACUGCAGCACCAUGGACAGCUCAGGUCCUCUGUCCCCAGACAUGGAUGCCAAUUAUGGCGGAGGACUGUUGGAUAUGGUGAAGGGAGGAGCUGGCAAGUUCUUCAGCAACUUCAAGGACAACUUGAAGGACACGCUGAAAGAUACCUCCACCAAGGUCAUGCAUCAGGUUGCCACGUACACUAAAGGAGAGCUGGACAUUGCCUACAUCACAUCAAGGAUCAUCGUGAUUGACCUACCAGCGGAGUCAGUGCAGAUUGGCUACCAGAACCACGUAGAGGACAUUCGCUCCUUCCUCGACAGUCGCCAUGCCGACCAUUACACUGUCUUCAAUCUACAGCGCAACUACCGCGGCGCCAAAUUUUCCAACAGGGUUUCCGAGUGUAACUGGCCUUCCCGCCAGGCUCCCAGCCUCCACAACCUGUUCGCUGUGUGUAAGAACAUGCACAACUGGCUCAAACAGAAUCCCAAGAAUGUGUGUGUCCUCACCUGCUCGGAUGGUCGUGCUCCCUCGGGUGUUUUGGUUUGUGCCAUGUUCUGCUUCUGCCACCUCUUCAACAACCCGGUUCCUGCCAUGCAGCUGCUCAGCGCCAAGAGACCAGGAUCCGGCCUCUGGCCCUCACACCGCAGGUACAUAGGCUAUGUGUGUAGCAUGGUAUCAGAGAAACCCAGUCUACCCCAUUCCAAGCCCUUGAUGAUCAAGGGUCUCACCAUGAGUCCGGUUCCCUGCUUCAACAAGCAGCGCAGCGGCUGUCGGCCCUUCUGCGACGUCCUCAUCGGAGAGACAAAGAUCUUCACCACUUCACAGGAGUACGAGAGGAUGAGAGAGCACAGAAUCCAAGAGGGUAAGGUCGCUUUCCCUCUGGGUGUGAGUGUGCAAGGAGACGUCAUUGUUUCAGUCUACCACAUGAGGUCGACCAUCGGAGGACGUCUGCAGGCCAAGGUGUCCAACACCCAGAUCUUCCAGAUCCAGUUCCACACUGGCUUCAUUGCUCCUGGUACCACCAUGCUGAAGUUUAGCAAACCGGAGCUGGAUGCAUGCGACUGCCCUGAGAAGUAUCCCCAGCUUUUCCAUGUGAUACUGGACGUGGAGGUGGAGGGGGUGGACAAGCAAAAAGACCUGACACCACCAUGGGAGCAGUUCCCUUCUAAAGACCUAAACCCCAACGUGCUCUUCUCCUGCCACCAGGAGCAUCAGGACGCACUAGCUAUCGCUGAACCAAGUCGGCCCCAAGGAGGUGCAGACGGUCGGGCCCACGGCGAGGAGAGUGAGCCUUCUGAUGAUGAGAUGCUGUUUCUCUCCAGCCAGCGAAGCAACGCCAGCACGGCCCCCCAGAAACCCAACCGCCCUGCUCAGAUGCCUGCUGCCGCUGCACCCGCCGAGGAAGUGGAUCUUCUUGGCCUCGAUGGGGAUCAAAUCAACCGUCCUUCAUCUCAGCCCCCGUCUGCUGCAGCGGCAACCACUGACCUCCUAGGGGACUUGUUCGGGGGCCCACCCCAGCCAACGAGUGCCGCGUCAUCUGCCCAGUCCACACCACAUAAAGUAGUCCCAAGCACUGCCUCGCCAUGUCCCUCACCUGCGCCAACAGCGUUUGAUCCCUUUGGGACGGGUCCUAUGCCGAAGCCUCAGGACAUGAUGGGUUCAUUGCUUGGAACAGGUAAUGUGGGGCAGCCAGACCCCUUCCUGCAUGCUACUCGCUCUCCAUCACCCACCCUGCAGCCUACAAGCUUGGGCCGAAGCUCCCCUGCCCCGCCCUCCGCCCCGACCGUCAACAUUCAGCAGCAAAAUGCAAAGGGAGGAUGGGACUGGAACAGACCUGCUACUACAAGCACAGGCUUUAGUAUGGGCAGUCGGUCCACCACUACGAGCCCCACAGGCUCUGUCAACAGUACCCCCACCCACCAAACCAAGCCAAUAACCCUGGACCCGUUUGCUGACAUAGGGAACCUUGGAGCAGGUUCUGGCUUCUCCAGCAAACCCACCACCCCUACUGGAACUGCCCCUUCCCUCCCUCCCAUGGGCUCCCCGUCGCGACCUCCUCCAUCUCCCCAGCACGCAGAAGGGUGGCAGUCCCACACAGGAGCAGGCUUCCCCUCGUGGCAGCCAGGUGCUGGAAGCGGUGGAGGAUGGCAACACCCAGGACAGAGCCCUGCCCCGCAGCCAAAGCCCAGCCCCAGCCACACGCCCAUGCCUCACACUUCGCCCCAGAACCGACCCAACUACAAUGUCAGCUUCUCAGCAAUGGGAGGGGGCUCUCCCAUUGCGGGGAUUAAAGUACAGGCUAGCACGGGUCCAAAGCCCAACGUCUUGAAUGCCAACUUUGAUGACCUGCUGUCUGGUCAGGGCUUUGCAGGGACCAAAGAGAAGAAAGGGCCGAGGACUAUAGCAGAGAUGAGGAAGGAGGAGAUGGCCAAAGAGAUGGACCCUGAGAAAAUAAAGAUUCUAGACUGGAUCGAGGGGAAGGAGCGUAACAUCCGUGCUCUGCUGUCCACCAUGCACACUGUGCUGUGGGAGGGAGAGACGCGCUGGAAGCCUGUAGGCAUGGCUGACCUAGUUACCCCAGAACAGGUCAAGAAGGUCUACCGCAAAGCCGUCCUGGUCGUCCACCCGGAUAAGGCGACAGGAAAGCCCUAUGAACAAUAUGCCAAGAUGAUUUUCAUGGAACUAAAUGACGCCUGGUCAGAAUUUGAAAGCCAAGGACAAAAACCCCUCUACUGAAUGAAUAGUGAGAGGAAGUAAGUGAGGAGAGGAUGUCCCCUCCUGAUUCUGUCAUCUAAUCCUAAAAUGUUUCACCACCUCUGGUCAACAUACUACAGCCGCACCCUCCAACAUCUGCCUUUAUACCUGUGCUUUGACCCAUACUUCUCUUCUCAACACAUACAAACACAGAACAUCCAGUUGAUCUGCAAAGACGGUAAAAGACUUCAGAACUUCAUUGACUAACUGUGUGACCGCUCAAAUGUACCUCCCUACUGUAUGUUUGUGACUCCCUUGUCGAGUGUCCUUAGCCCUGAAACCAACCCACCAAUCAAAGCAGAGUCACCGGGACGUCUAGAAAAACAAAAAGAAAUGCUUGAUUCAGAGGAGACUAAUCAAAAGACACGAGAGACGGCGGAUGCACAAGAUAAGAGAAACACACGUCAUGUGACUGCUCUAAAUAAGGCAUUCAGGUAGCCAGAUAGGCUGUAAGGCACAAAUAAGCAUUUAACAUCAAUCAAUAGAUAAAUCAAACGAUACUUUGUGUGGUGUUCUGUCAUAUCAAAUGCAUAGUUUUUCAUGCAAUUGAAUGUAUUUAGAAGUAUGGAAAAGAACAGUGGCGUCACGUUGCGAUACUUUUCCUGUUUUCCAUCCAAAACAGGGUGUUUGGAGGUAACAAUCUUUAAAAAGUGAUAUGUAAGUGCAAAGAGAUGAAAACAAACUGCUAAUACCGCUUUGAUUACAGGUUGGCUUCUCCAUUAGCCUUAACAUUUAGUCUGCUGAGGAUAAUUUAAAAUGAAAAUGAUGGGGCUCUCCAAUAAAAACCCAGAUCAGAAGGCUGCUACAAUUUCAAUUCCUGACAUAAUAUCCAUAUGACAAAAAAGGUGUUUGUACUGUAGGAGAGUGAUUCAUUACUGGUGUGUCUGAUGUAAUCAAGACUUGUUUGUUCCCAUGUCUGCAGGGAACUGAGGAUUGUUUACUGUAUUUUAGGAUUAGCACAUGUACAGUUCCAUACAUGAAGCACCUCGAGGCCUCAUGCGCACCCACUCAUACAGUAACAUGUAUUUUUGCAAGGGAGAUCUGUGAAAGCAUAAACUUUACUCCGUGCAGCUUUUGAGGAAAGCCAUUGUUAUUUAUUUAUUUGUUCAUUUUAUUUUGUUGUUUUAUGUAUCAGACCUGCUGCAUUAUUUUGGUUUAAAUGAACUGCACAUGUCGUCAGCUAAUGUAUGUAAAGGACAUGUUCGGGAUAUUUGUAGGCCACUGUGUUUAACUCUUUAGCUGACAAGCUAGCUAAACACAGAAAUGACUUGUAAGACUAUAUCACAAUUUUUGUGUGUAUAACCUUUUAUAGUCUGCAUUAACAUUUGUCCAAACAACAGAUGUGGCACUUAUUGGCCCCACAAACUCCCUACAAUGCAGUUGUGGUUUUAUUUUGCGGGCAAUUCAAAAUAUUGUCAUUCUGUAAGAUGAUAUGAAUUAUUGUGCUUUACAAUAUCUCACUUCUUCGUAUCUCAAAUUCCUAAUUUCUCUCAGAUCCUUCAUAUAUCUCCCGUCAUGACUUUUAUCAAAACACUGAUUCGCAGUGAUUGCAACAUGUUUUUUUGUAUUACUUUAUGUAACCUUUGUGAGAUAUUUCCAUCACAGCACUGACACUUUUAUUUAUAAUUAUAAUGCAGCUUUUUGUCUGGAUGAGUCAUACUGACACCGUUUCAUAUCAACAGCGUGGUUCCACACACAUGCCUGUACAUGUUGCAGGUUUCUAAUAGUUUGAAUCCAGAACAGAUUUAAAUUCUCUCCAUAUACUUUUGUUAAUAUGUUGAUGUUAUUGUUCCUCUGUAUGAUGGAAAUUGACUCCUGACAUUGUCUCCUUGUGUAAAAGGUAUUUUAUUGUCCUGAGAUGAAGUCCAUGGUCCAAUAACAAACAUAUGCAAAAACAGAAUAUACACGUAUUUACUCAUUAACAAGUGGAAACUGAAGCAAUUCGUUCACUCUAAUGUGAUCCUGUAAUAUCCUUACCUUCCAGCUUUGUGUCACUGACAGAGCUCUACUGUAAACCCCUGUAGAGACAUUUUAUUCUGAUGUUUGACAUCAAAAAUGUGUUUAAAGUCAAUUUUCACACACACAAAUUGAGCAGAAUAUUUGCCUCCUCAUGUUCAUGAACUGAUCUUUAUAUCGUUACUGUUUUCAUACUCUCUGUUUUGGAGAUCUUCGUAAUGUUUUUUUCCCUUUUGUUGGACAUUAUUACCCAAGAUUCCCAGUUGGUUCAUCUGUGUUAAGGAUGUUGACUCGAUACUGUCCGGUCGAAAAAAAAGAGUAUGACUGCUAUAAAGCGUUUGUUCAACUGGGGUUGGGACCCAGAAUGGAUCACAUAGCAGAGCGUCUUGACUGAAAUGGAUCCCUGAACAAGACUCUGGGUCUCAGGCUGAAAAUGUUGGACCCUGAUCUCAAGGCUACUGACUUACCAGACACAGGAAGUGUGUCGUGUGUGCUUCUGUGCUCUAUUUACACUGAGGACCUACAUGUGAAAUAACCCUCUUAAGCUCCCUCACUGACUGAAUUCUCUAUCUGCAAUCUUACGGCUAUGUUAAAAAGCUAACCUCUAUAUUGUAGUCAAUGAAUGUGUGUUGUUUGAAGUUGUGGUGCGUAUGGAAUUGAUCAGAUUUGGAUACAGACUACUGUACGUUAUGUGUUUGCCUGUCUGCUGUAAGUAUUACUAAACUGUGUAAAGAAUUCUGUUCAUGUGUUCCUUUUCAGGUCUGUUUACCGUUACAUGAUGUACAUAAUGAUCAAGUGCAGUGCACAAAAAUAAAUAGUCAACA
Messenger RNA from Cottoperca gobio, 5966 nucleotides. RefSeq names its product DnaJ (Hsp40) homolog, subfamily C, member 6 (gene dnajc6). The record is from RefSeq and is a predicted model, not a curated record. Gene Ontology annotation, molecular function: clathrin binding. Gene Ontology annotation, cellular component: cytoplasm; vesicle; intracellular membrane-bounded organelle. Gene Ontology annotation, biological process: clathrin-dependent endocytosis; synaptic vesicle uncoating. NCBI's taxonomy places the organism in Eukaryota, Metazoa, Chordata, Actinopteri, Perciformes, Bovichtidae.